AUGGGAGGGCAUUACAUGCAGUCGGCGUCACCAAAGGGUGACCAGAUUACGUCUUCUUCAUUCAAAAUUGGAGGGGUCUCUAUUCCCUUCNUAUCAAGUUGUGUCAACCUUGAAGUCCUUGCCAUUUCCAACAAUAAGCUUGAAGGAAGAAUUCCAGAGGAGCUUGGAUCUUUAUCAAAGCUCUAUGGACUCUAUGUACCCUUUAACAAUCUGUCAGGAGAAGUGCCUCCUUCCUUCGGAAAUUUGUCAUCUCUUAAGAUACUUUCAGCAGCUGCUAAUCAAUUUGAAGGAAGAAUUCUAGCAACACUUGGUCGGUUGAAGAGGAUUAGAAUUAUUGAAUUUGGAGGAAAUAAGCUAUCAGGUACGAUUCCAACCUCAAUUUACAACUUAUCUUCGCUUGUGAAAAUCGGUUUUGAGGAGAACCAACUUAAUGGGAGUCUUCCCUUAGACUUAGGCUUCAAUCUUCCUAACCUUGAAGUCCUAAGUUUUAGUCGUAACCAAUUGACUGGACCCAUUCCUCCUUCAAUAUCCAAUGCCUCAAAUCUAAUGAGACUUCUGAUUCCACUAAAUAGUUUUAGUGGAAAGGUGCCUACUUUGGAGAACCUAUGUAAACUACAUGUGGUUAGUAUUUCUACGAAUGAAUUAGGAUAUGGGGAAGAAAAUGAUUUGAAGUUUCUCAGUUCUUUGCAAAAUGCUACGAGCUUAGAGCUUUUGGUUAUUGGUCAUAACAGAUUUGGAGGUAUGUUGCCAAAAAUGAUAGGAAAUUUGUCGACCCAACUUAGAAUGCUAUCAGUUAUGGAAAAUCAAAUGUUCGGAAGCAUCCCAACGGGAAUAACAAAUCUUGUUAACUUGGAGGUUUUAGAACUAGGGUUCAACCAAUUCACGGGUCAUAUCCCCAGCAGUAUAGGAAACCUUCAUAAGCUACAAGAUUUGAAGUUCUCUAGGAACAUGUUCUCGGGGAAAAUUCCAUCUUCCCUUAGUAAUCUAACAUUGUUAAGCAGGCUAACUAUGGGGAGAAACAACUUACAGGGGACAAUUCCAUCAAGUCUUGGGAGUUGCACAAAUAUGGUAGUAUUAGAUCUCGCUGAUAACAAUCUAAGUGGUACCAUACCCCCAAAAGUGAUUGGUCUCCCAUCCUUGUCAAUUUAUCUUGAUCUGUCUCGAAACCAAUUGACUGGUUCCUUACCCUUUAAUGUUGGAAACUUGAAAAAUUUGGAAGGUUUAUUUAUAUCUGAGAAUAAGUUGUCAGGUGAAAUUCCUGUUAGUCUAGGCAGUUGCACUAGCUUGCAAAAAAUAUUCAUGGAUGGCAAUUUCUUUCAAGGGAACAUUCCUUCAUCCUUGAGUUCUUUGAGAGGCAUUGAAAUUCUUCAUCUUUCAGACAACAAUUUGUCUGGCCGAAUUCCUGAAUACUUGGAGAGCUUUCCCUUUUUGCAAAAUUUAAAUCUAUCAAACAAUAACUUCGAGGGUGAAGUACCAACAGUAGGAGUCUUCAACAAUGUAAGUGCUUUUUCAAUUUCUGGAAAUGAUAAACUCUGUGGUGGCAUACCUGAGCUACAUUUAUCCAUUUGUCCAAUCAGAGUGUCAAAGCAAACACGGUUUGUUUCUCCAGAAUUGAUAAUUCCAAUAGUUAUUGGAAUCUUGUCACUGACUGUGAUGUUAUGUUUGAUAAUUAUUUGUCGGUGGAGAAGAACAAAAAAGAGUCACUCUUCUGCAUCACCACUGCUGGCUUCACUUCUACAAGUUUCUUAUGAGAAUCUUCUGAAAGCAACCGGUGGUUUCUCUUCAAACAAUUUGAUCGGUAUGGGGAGUUUUGGUUCUGUGUAUAGAGGAAUCCUAGACCGCAACAAAAUGAUAGUGGCAGUGAAGGUACUUAACCUUCAACGUCGAGGAGCUUCCAGGAGUUUCUUGGCCGAAUGUGAAGCCUUGAGAAGUAUUAGACAUCGUAAUCUUGUCAAAAUCAUAACAGCUUGUGCAAGUGUUGAUUUCCAAGGAAAUGAUUUCAAGGCUUUGGUUUAUGAGUUCAUGGCUAAUGGGAGCCUAGAGGAGUGGUUGCAUGCGACAGAAGUGUUAGAGGAGGCACCGAGAAAUUUAAAUCUUCUGCAGAGGCUGAAUAUUGCCAUCAAUGUUGCUUCUGCACUGGAGUAUCUUCAUCACCAUGGUCAAACACCUUUAGUUCACUGUGAUCUCAAGCCAAGCAAUGUUCUUCUUGAUGAUGAAAUGAGGGGGCACAUAGGUGAUUUUGGAUUAGCAAAAUUCCUUCCAGAGGGCACCCAUAAUCUUUCCAGUAAUCAUACAAGCUCCAUUGCAAUAAGAGGAACUGUUGGUUAUGCUGCUCCAGAGUAUGGUAUGGGAAGCAAGGUUUCAACAUAUGGUGAUGUAUAUAGUUAUGGCAUACUCUUAUUGGAGAUGUUUACAAGGAAGAGACCUACCGAUGAGAUGUUUAAUGGAAAUCUGAAUCUUCAUAAUUUCGUGAAGGCAGCUCUGCCUGAACGAGUGGCUGAAAUUAUGGAUCCAGAGAUUCUUCGUGAAACAGAAGAACAAACAAGCAUGACCACUGCUCGCAACCUCAGGAGUAGCACGAGAAGAUACAACAUUCUAGAGUGCUUGACUUCGAUAUCUGUUAUUGGAGUCACUUGCUCUUCAGAGAUGCCAAGUGAAAGAAUGCACAUGGAUGAAGUUGCGGCUCAACUGAUUUCUAUCAGAAACAAACUUCUUGAAACUCCUAGACGGGGAGAGAGAAAAACCAUCCACACUAUCCGGCCAGUGUCAACUACCAUAAUUGUAUAA
Pistacia vera is the source of this 2787-nucleotide messenger RNA. Its product is annotated as putative receptor-like protein kinase At3g47110. The transcript is spliced from 2 exons. Gene Ontology annotation, molecular function: protein kinase activity; protein binding; ATP binding. Bases 1 to 2787 code for a protein of 928 amino acids. NCBI's taxonomy places the organism in Eukaryota, Viridiplantae, Streptophyta, Magnoliopsida, Sapindales, Anacardiaceae. The record is from RefSeq and is a predicted model, not a curated record. Gene Ontology annotation, biological process: protein phosphorylation.